Messenger RNA from Fundulus heteroclitus (mummichog), 1198 nucleotides. RefSeq lists its product as uncharacterized. NCBI's taxonomy places the organism in Eukaryota, Metazoa, Chordata, Actinopteri, Cyprinodontiformes, Fundulidae. The record is from RefSeq and is a predicted model, not a curated record. The transcript has 3 exons. Bases 365 to 985 code for a protein of 206 amino acids.
UAAACCAAAUGACCAGUUGUCUAAACACAUUUACUAAAUCUAGCCGUCAUUUUCCAAUAUCAUAAACACAUUUCACAUGAAGACACAAUUCACAAAACACAAUCCUCCAUUCACAUAAAUCUUAACACAUUUUUCCUUGCUAAAACACAAGUUGCAAAAGAACUCUGCUCAUAUUCUCAAAUUAAAGCUCAUGUGAUGCAAAAUGCUUGCCACAGUCAGCAUUAUUUGAACAAAAUGAACACACCUGGCGUCAUUCAUUACACACAACGACUCAAAAUUGAAAACACCUGUUGCUAAUGCUGUGACCACAUGUAUAAAAGCAAGUUCAGAGUGCACAGUUUGCUGAAGAUUCCAAACAAACACAAUGGGUGAAGGCAGAGUCAGGGGAAGAGGUAAUCGCGUCAGAGGAGGAAGAGGAGCAGGCCAAGGAGGAAGAGGAGCAGGCCAUGGUGGAAGAGGAGCAGUCCAACAAGGGAGAGAAGGUCCAGGAGGGAGAGCAAGACAACCUCGUACCAUCAUUACUGACGAGAUGCGAGCAACAGUCAUUGACCAUGUCAUUGUCCAUGGCAUGACAAUGGCUGAAGCAGGACUAAGAGUCCGUCCAAACCUGAGUAGGUUCACCGUGGCCACCAUUAUCAGGGCAUUCAGACAACACAACAGAGUUGAAAGAAUGCCACAUAGAGGUGGGCGGGUUGCCAUAUUUACAGCAGCACAAGAAACCCCCAUUGUGGAUAUGGUUUGUGAGAACAACCUCAUCAGACUCCGGGAGAUCAGAGACAAAGUCAUUGACGAUAAUGUGAACUUUGAGGGCAUUGAUGAUGUCAGCUUGGCCACAAUAGACCGAGUUCUCCGGCGCCGAAAGAUGCGGAUGAAACAAGUCUAUAGGGUUCCCUUUGAGCGAAACUCUGCACGACACAAAGACCUACAUUACGAGUAUGUGCAAAGGAUAUUACAGUUGCCUGGCAAGAGACAAUAUAGCCUGUGAUGUGGAUGAGGUGAUGUGGCCUGAUGCAGCUCAGCGACAUGAUGCCGCACAGUGAUUGUGGUGUAAAUACUGUAAAAUGAAUAAAAAAAACUUCACACCCUGAUCAUGUUUUCAAGAGUACUGUUGUGUGCAAUAGAUUCUGCUUUUGCAGUGAGUUGUGUUACAGUAGUGUACAGAAUUUACUAUAGAUUUAUACACUUCAUAUGAAACUCA